Molecule: messenger RNA, 491 nt
Organism: Adineta steineri
Lineage: Eukaryota; Metazoa; Rotifera; Eurotatoria; Adinetida; Adinetidae
Source: the annotation of a GenBank genome assembly
AUGACAAGUAAUAAGAAACAUUUGAAAUCAGAUUCUGAAUGUCCACCACUAAAAGAAAAUCAAUUACGAUUGUAUAGUAUGCGUUUUUGUCCGUUUGUACAACGAACUAAACUUGUUCUAGCUGCUAAAAAUAUUCCUUAUGAAGAAAUACUUAUCAAUCUUGGUGAUAAGCCCGAUUGGUAUCUAAAGAAACAUCCAGCUGCUGAUGUUCCACUACUAGAAUGGAUUGAUGGUAGUUCAAAAAAAACACAAUCAAUACCAGAAUCACUUGUUAUUAGUGAUUAUCUCGACAAUUUAUAUAACGUACAUCGUCUCCAUCCUAAUGAUCCAUUUACUAAAGCUAAACAACAAAUACUUCUUAGUAAAUAUGGAAAUGUAAUAUCUUCUUUUUAUAAAAUAGUUCGACAAAGUGAAGGUAAUAUUAUUGAAGAAUUAAAUAAAAGCUUAGCUAUUUAUGAAGAAGCACUUCAUGAUACAUUUUUUGGUGGAUC